CAGGAACUCGGGAGAAUCUGCUACGAGCUCACAAGCGGGGAGCGCUGAUUGGUGCAGUACAUCACAUCGGUAUCUGAUUUCAUCUUCAACCGGUUCACAUUCACAUCACACGGAUGAAAGCCGAAAGUGAGGAGCAUUUCCUAUAUAAUCAUGUAUUCAAUCCAGGCGAUGCUGAAUAGCACAUUGGCUCCUAAGCCUACGGACAUUUACCCCCAACUGAAUCAUGCGGGUCACAUACUAUACUUCUGUUGCCCUUGUCGGUGGCGCAUAUUUGGCAGCAGCACAGCAAUUCCAGUCAACGCCGGUAAUGGGAUGGAACUCGUAUAACCAGUUUGGUUGUAGCAUCAACGAUGCCAAGAUUACACAAACCAUCAACUCCUUAUACAGUCGAGGGUUCGUUGACGCGGGGUACAAAUUUUUCCAGCUGGACUGUGGCUGGGCGUCGAGAGAUGGGCAGCGAAACGCGACGAGCGGCGCACUGAAAAUAGACUCCCAAAGCUUUCCAAACGGGCUCCUACCUCUCAGCAAUCUUGCAAGAUCAAAGGGAAUGAAGUGGUCUAUGUAUUCAGACGCUGGGGUCCGAAUGUGCGAUCCUCAGGCGCCCAGCCCCGUCUUAGGCUCUCUUGGCCAUGAAGCUGCGGAUGCCGACCUUUUCAGAUCCCUGAACGCGGAGUACAUCAAGUAUGAUAACUGUUAUGCCGAUGGACCUCAAGCGUCACAAAAUGCACCCAAAGGCUCGAGGACCGAUUUCGUAACACGUUACACGACUAUGUGGAAAGAGCUCCAGCGAGUAGGUAUUAAGGGGAUGCUGAUCUGCCAAUGGGGAGUUCCCUAUUCCACAUCUAACGGCCUUGAAGGUCCCGUUAAAUGGACCAAAGGGAUCUCGACAUCAUUCCGAUUAUCCGAUGACAUUACCACUGGAUGGGGGAGCGUCUAUCGUAUCUACAAUCAAGCUGUACACAUAGCUAGGUCAGGGCUGAUCGGACCUGGUCAUAUCGCUGAUGCCGAUCUACUGGAGGUCGGGAACAGUGGUAUGACCUUUGACGAGCAGGCUACUCAUUUCGCGUCCUGGGCCAUGCUAAAGUCUGCACUUAUGAUAUCGACGAAUGUGGCUGCUUUAUCGAACGAGCUCGUUGCUGUCCUCCAAAACAAAGAUCUCAUUGCUAUCAAUCAAGACUCCGCCGUCAAGCCUAUCAAGCUCGUCCAACGCUGGACUUCUGACCGGGAUCUAUGGUCUGGAAAUCUUACCAAUGGCGAUAUUGCUGUGCUUGUCGUAGACCUUAGUAACGCCCGCCGUACUUUGAGUCUGCAGCUGUCUGACCUUGGAAUCAAGUCCGCUGAUGUCAAAGAUCUAUGGACCUCAGAAACCUUCAAAAAUACCAACAGUUAUUCAAAACAGGUCAACGGUCAUGGCUCUCUCGCUCUCCGUCUUUCCAAUAUUCAGUACGCAUCAGGGUUGGGGGCUGAAUACAGAUACAUCUCUGUUUCCAGCGGUACAUUGGCAUCCGGUGCCAAUGCUCAGUCAUGCGCAGGUUGCAUCUCAUCUACUAAAGUCGGUAACCUUGGGGGCUCAUCACAUGGUAGUGUAACCCUAUCCAACAUCUUUACUUCACAGGCAACCCAGACUGUCAAGUUUGACUAUAUCAAUUGUGAUAUUUCAUACCUUGGAGGAGGGAGUAACGAGCGUCUAGCAUCAAUCAAGGUGAAUGGUGGGGCCGCGCAAACGGUCAGCUUUCCCCUAAGUGGUUACAACUGGGCCACAGAUAUCCACGCGGAUUACGGUGUUCAGCUGUCUGGCUUCAACACCCAAGGACCAAAUUCUAUUAGUAUAUCGGGUGUUGGGAAUAGCUACGCUCCAGACUUCGAUCGAAUAGCGGUUAUUGCUUAACUAGGUAAAUCAAUACUAUAGGCCAUUUCCCUCCUUUUCUAUUUGAUUGUUCUUUCUGUUGUUCUAGUGGUUGUUGUAGCAAAAGGGGGGAGGGCGGAAUUCGAACCUAUAUAUACAAAGUAGAUAUUCCAGCCAGCGGAGCACAAAGUGAGAGGCUAAUUCAACCCGAAUUUUGUUUUAGGGGGUGCAGAAACUCCAAUUAUAAUUGAUGAUAAAUAUUAAAAUAUUAAAAUCCUAACUUCAUAGAAAGGUUUUCUUUAAUAUAGGAGUUAAAUAAAAAAUUAUUAUCUGGUGUGUUGUGUUAUAUGC
Molecule: messenger RNA, 2197 nt
Organism: Xylaria bambusicola
Lineage: Eukaryota; Fungi; Ascomycota; Sordariomycetes; Xylariales; Xylariaceae
Product: glycoside hydrolase superfamily
Exons: 2
Coding region: 224-1888 (554 amino acids)
Biological process (GO): carbohydrate metabolic process
Molecular function (GO): hydrolase activity, hydrolyzing O-glycosyl compounds
Source: RefSeq, a predicted model, not a curated record